AUGUCCUCUUCCUCCCCCACCGGGCAGAUUGCAAGUGCAGCGGACAUCAAGCAGGAGAAUGGGAUGGAAAGCGCCUCGGAAGGGCAAGAGGCGCCCCGAGAAGUUGUGGGGGGCGCGGCGGCGGGGCUGAGUCCCCAGGCUCCAGCCCCUUUCCCCCUGGAGCCGGGGGACGCCGCGGCCGCCGCCGCCGCCAGGGCGAGCGGAGAGGAAGGGGCAGUGGCGGCGGCGGCGGCCGGAGCGGCGGCGGAUCAGGUACAACUCCACUCGGAACUUCUGGGCAGGCACCACCCCGCCACGGCCGCCGCCGCCGCCGCCGCGCAGACCCCGCUGGCCUUCUCGCCCGACCACGUAGCUUGCGUGUGUGAGGCGCUGCAGCAGGGGGGCAACCUGGACCGCCUGGCCCGGUUCCUGUGGUCCCUGCCCCAGAGCGACCUGCUACGUGGCAAUGAGAGCCUGCUGAAGGCGCGGGCGCUGGUGGCCUUCCACCAGGGCAUCUACCCCGAGCUCUACAGCAUCCUCGAGAGCCACAGCUUCGAGUCGGCCAACCACCCGCUGCUGCAGCAGCUCUGGUACAAGGCGCGCUACACCGAGGCCGAGCGAGCCCGCGGCCGGCCGCUGGGCGCCGUGGACAAGUACCGGCUGCGCAGGAAAUUCCCCCUGCCCCGCACCAUCUGGGACGGAGAGGAGACGGUGUAUUGUUUCAAGGAGAAGUCGCGCAACGCGCUCAAGGAGCUCUACAAGCAGAAUCGCUACCCUUCGCCCGCCGAGAAGCGACACCUGGCCAAGAUCACCGGCCUCUCCCUCACCCAGGUCAGCAACUGGUUCAAGAACCGCCGGCAGCGCGACCGGAAUCCCUCCGAGACCCAGUCCAAAAGUGAGUCAGAUGGCAAUCCCAGCACUGAAGAUGAAUCCAGCAAGGGGCAUGAGGAUUUGUCUCCUCACCCACUCUCGGGAUCAUCUGAUGGUGUCACCAACCUCAGCCUUUCCAGUCACAUGGAGCCAGUAUAUAUGCAACAAAUUGGAAAUGCUAAGAUAUCAUUAAGCCCUUCUGGUGUUUUGUUGAAUGGAAGCUUGGUACCUGCAAGUACUUCAUCUGUCUUCCUUAAUGGUAAUUCUUUUAUCCAGGGACCCAAUGGAGUUAUCCUUAAUGGAUUAAAUGUGGGAAAUACACAGACAGUGUCAUUGAACCCACCAAAAAUGGCAUCAAACAUUGUGAGCAAUGGUAUAUCCAUGACUGACAUACUGGGGUCUGCCUCCCAGGAUGUGAAGGAAUUCAAAGUCCUCCAGAGUUCUGCAGCUAACUCAGCAGCCACCACCUCCUAUAGCCCCAAUGCCCCUGCAUCAUUCCCAGGGCUGAUACCCAGCACUGAAGUGAAGAGAGAAGGCAUUCAAACAGUGGCUUCCCAGGAUGGAGGUUCUGUAGUAACUUUUACUACACCAGUGCAAAUUAACCAAUAUGGUAUUGUCCAGAUCCCCAAUUCUGGAACAAACAACCAGUUUCUUAAUGGGAGCAUUGGAUUCUCUCCACUGCAGCUGCCUCCUGUUUCAGUGGCAGUUUCACAAGGUAAUAUUUCAGAAAAUUCAAGCACUUCAGAUGGGAGCACAUUUACAAGUGAGUCCACCACAGUUCAGCAAGGAAAGGUUUUCUUCAGCUCUCUUGCUCCCAGUGCAGUGGUGUACACUGUUCCUAAUUCAGGACAGACUAUAGGAUCUGUUAAACAGGAAGGCUUGGAGAGGAGCCUGGUAUUUUCUCAGUUGAUGCCUGUCAGUCAGAACACACAAGUAAAUGCAAACCUGUCUUCUGAAAAUAUCUCGGGGAGUGGUCUCCAUCCACUGACCUCCUCAUUAGUUAAUGUGUCUCCAACUCACAAUUUUUCCCUGACUUCCCCUACACUACUAAAUCCCACUGAGCUAAACCCUGAAAUUGCCGAUAACCAGCCAAUGUCUGCCCCUGUGACAAGCAAAUCCACUACAACAUCUGUCAGCAACACUAACUAUGCAACUCUUCAGAACUGCUCCCUUAUUACUGGUCAAGACCUAAUGUCAAUCCCUAUGACCCAGGCAUCCCUUGGGGAAAUAGUUCCUACAGCUGAAAACCAGGUGGGUCACCCCUCCCCAGCAGUACACCAGGAUUUUGCCAGAGAACAUCGUUUGGUUCUACAAUCAGUAGCUAACAUAAAGGAGAAUUUCUUACCGAAUUCUGAGAGCAAAAUAACAAGCAACAUAAUGAUGCUGGACUCCAAAUCCAAGUAUGUCCUAGAUGGCAUGGGUGAAACUGUCUGUGAAGACCUAGAAACAGACAAAAAAGAGCUUGCCAAGCUCCAGACUGUCCAGUUGGAUGAAGAUAUGCAAGAUUUAUAAACCUUAAUUCUCUUUUUUUUUUUUUGCCAUCAGUGGACAGAUCUUUUCAAGAAGCCCUGAGGACAUAAAGCAUUUUCCCAUUUAAAAGAAAACACUCUAGUUUUUUAUUUAAAUGGAUUAAAGAGAUUUUGAAUUGGUUUGUUAUGAAGACCACACAAUUAUACAGGAGUGGAACUGCAUUUACUGCAACCUUUUUGCUCACAUGUGAUGUUCUCUUUUAAGUAGAUGGAAACAAAAGAACAAGAUGAAAUGUAUCAAGUCAAAGUAUAUCAUUUGGUUCACUUAAUAUAAUUCUAGGAUCAAAAUGGACCUUGAUAAAUAGUUUUUUAAAUUAAAAAUGUAUGCACCUAACACAGCAUAUUAAAUAGAGGUACAGAGUGUUUGAAACAAUGCAAUUCUUUUUGUUUACUUUUACUCCAUGGGCAUUGAUGAGGUUAAGAAGCAUAAAUGUAACUCCAAUCUAAGGGUGUAUUUUUGAAAUUAAGUAGCUUAAAUACACACACACACAUACACACACAUUUCUGUUUUUCACCAUUUUCCCAAAAAUCUUGGUUUAAGUUUCUACACAUUUCCAAAUGUGAUUGCUAGUAAUUCAGUGUAGCUGAAAGAGUUUGGAACUCCACUAAAAACUUUAAAACAAACUUCAGUAUGAAUGUAAAUAUAUCAGUACUGUAAGCAGGAUUUGAGUAAUUACAGUGAAUUUUAUUUAUACUGUAUGUUUCUCUUACAAUUCAGGCACUAUGAACUGAAAAGAGAACUGUUUUCUUACUGUUUAAUUUAUUUUUAUUGUUUGAACAGGAAGUGAACAUAGUUGUUUCCAACAAACUACUCCUUUUUGUAGGAUUUUAAAAGUAAUAGUUUUUAUCAGGAGUCUGUUAAGGUCAAUGUUAAUAAUACUGAAGCAGGAAACCUAACUCCCAAUAUUGGAAUUUUUGGUACAUUUUUUCACAUACUUGUUCUUUAUUUAGCAACUUUGAUUCAUUUAAAUAUGUUUUCUAUAGAAUGCUAUGUGCCUUUUUACCUUGUGGCCUUUUUAUUAUUCUUGCUAAAGUACAGAAGUGUCGACAAAAGCACUGAUGGUUCUUUUCUAUUUUCCAGCAGGGUUAUGUCACCACAGAAUUACUUUAAAUCUAAAGAACUUAAAUUCUAUCUACAUAUGUAUAAUGUUUAUGAUGGAAAUAGAUGAACAACCAAAUAUUGUUGAAACUUUUCAUUACAAUGAAAAUAGCACCAAUUAAAUUGUAGCCUACCAAAUAAAAUCAAUCCUGUAGGCUAUCAAAGCAACCAUUUUUUACUACAGAAAGAAGAUAUGAAUUCUAUUGAGCAAAAAUCUUUCCUGUUGAAACUUCUAAGUGUUCUAAACGUUUUGAAUUAGUUGUUACAUUAUGACACAUGACUUUUGUUUGCACCACAUUAUGUCUUUAAAAGUAAAUCUUUUGGGUUUCUGUAAGAAGCUUGUUUGAUACUGUUGUAAGCCGUGGUUAUAGAUUUUAUCAGGACUCUGAACACAAAAUGUAAUAAUGCAAAUACAUAUAUGCAGUGAGUAAAGUUACUCUCUGGUCUCUAAAAAGCCAGAAAGGUGAGAAAAUUAUCUUUUCAGAGAUGUUUUAAAGUUGUUGAACAUAAAAAUGUUACAUCUUAUUUUCCUUAAUAUCAGAACAAAGGGUUUCCUUAAUGUUGGUAGUAGAUUUCUACAUGCCCAUCAGCCAAGCAUGUUGAAUAAGGGCCACAGAGGAUUUAACUUUUGUUGUUAUGCAAAUGGAACUUUAAAGCAUAGAUUAAGAGUGCACAAAGAAUUCCUCUCCCAUCAUUUUGAUAAAUAACAUAUCACUUUUUAUAUGGAAUUAGUGGAUAUUCCUAAACUGCUAAAACUACAUGGUUUUUGUUUUUGUUUUUGUUUUUGUUUUACAAAUUCAGGUGUUUUAGAGUUCUCUUCCACUCUACUAUUACUUAUGCAGCUUGUUUUUUCUUUGGGUGUGUGCUGAUAAUGUUACUAAAGAUUACUGAUUACAUGGUUCUGUAGUGUAGUUUACAUGAAAAUGAUAUUUUACACUUGAUUGCUGCAGGUUUCAAGAAUUUGUUACUUAUUUUUAAAUACCCUUUCAAUAAGGGAGAUGGGGAGGUUUAAAAUUAUUUGUGAUAUAUAUAUAUAACUGUAAAAGUUUGAUAUGUCUUCCAAAAAUAUAUUAAGCUUCUCUUUUACUCAGAGUUCUUCCUCUUUUCUCCCUUAAGAAAAAGAAGAGAUAGCACAAAACUUUACUUACCUAGGAAACCUAUUCAUAUUCCCGACAUGUUGUAAUUAUAACCCUACGAUUACCUACACAACAUAACAAGCAAGAAUCAACACACAUUAUAAAGAACUUAUUGUUCUUUACUAUUCUUUCAGUAAAAUAAGGGCCAGUUUGUAUGUAGCCCAUGUAUAUGUGAAUAGAAUAACACAAACCCCAUGAUCUCCUUGCACAGAAUUGCAAAUUUUGCAAUACUGAGGGCCAGACUCAAAACUCUUGGAGUUCAUGUGGCAGAACUUCCCUCUGACAUAAACCAAGGCUUGAAGAUGCUGCAAAUGACCCUCUAUGAUACCUGAAAAGGAAUCAGAAUAAGGGUAAAUAACUCUCCCUAUAAAGCCCAACGUGCUGUUGGCUGUGGGAUUUUUGUUGUGAACCUAUCUAUGCACUCUGUCAGCCAGAAUUUGGCAUUUAGCUCUUAGUUACAUCUAAUAAAGGACAGUCUAUUGUUUAAAGAGAAGGUGCAUUUGUUCCUCAAUCAAGUAAGAGCACCUGUGUUGUACUGCUUUAUAUCAUGUAUAUUUAUGGUAGUGAAAAGACUCUUUGAAUUAUAUACAUGCUUCAGUGCCUUUCUUGUGUUAAGAAAGGCAGAUAGAUGGUAUAGCCAUAGAUAAAAAUCAGUAGUAAAUUGCACACUGACCUUAAAUCUCCCUGUGUAUGCCCUUGGUAUCUUGCAUGAUAAAAGUCAGAUUAUUGGGCAUAUGUUGCAACCUGCCCUGCUACAUGCUAGACAAGUGUGCAUUAGUACAUAUCCACAAGUUCUUAAUUCUUUAAAAUGUUUUCAACAGUUCAUCUCAUCAUAAAAAUAUAACUAAUUUAGUAAAACUUUGGGGAAAAGAAUUAAAUUUUACAAAAGAUGUUUCAAAAUCUUCCUAAAAUUAUUAGAUGAUAGAACCUAAUGGUUAUUUUGUAUCUAACUGAUACAUUUCAUGUUAAUUUAAUAUAAUUAUUACCACCAUACAUUUUAUUAAUCAAAAUUGUUUAGCAUGUGACUCUUGGCUUUCAGAGUUCUCAAAAAAAAUUUAUUCUUUUGUUGCAUGUACUGUAUGUUUAGAGGCAACCAGUUAUGUACUCAAUAUGGUUUUACUGUGCCUUACACAAAGUAAAUCUACAGAAUGUAUAUCAUGGGAUGGGGUAACAAGUCUUUACUGCACUGUUAGGUGAUGGCACACAGAGCAUGUCCCAGAACAUUUCUGUGCUUAAUUACCCAACCAAAGAGAUCUAAAGUAUGUAUGUUGUACUGUAAUAGGGGUUUAUGCCUGGACAUUUAAGUGUUGUAUUUGUUUUCUGAAAUGAUGUGAACUUAUUUUUCUAAA
This is a messenger RNA of Choloepus didactylus (southern two-toed sloth), 5962 nucleotides long. RefSeq names its product SIX homeobox 4 (gene SIX4). Gene Ontology annotation, cellular component: nucleus; transcription regulator complex. The transcript is spliced from 3 exons. Gene Ontology annotation, biological process: regulation of transcription by RNA polymerase II. The record is from RefSeq and is a predicted model, not a curated record. NCBI's taxonomy places the organism in Eukaryota, Metazoa, Chordata, Mammalia, Pilosa, Megalonychidae. Gene Ontology annotation, molecular function: DNA-binding transcription factor activity, RNA polymerase II-specific; RNA polymerase II cis-regulatory region sequence-specific DNA binding. The coding region runs from base 1 to 2361 and encodes 786 amino acids.